Molecule: messenger RNA, 1398 nt
Organism: Neltuma alba
Lineage: Eukaryota; Viridiplantae; Streptophyta; Magnoliopsida; Fabales; Fabaceae
Product: synapse-associated protein of 47 kDa
Exons: 6
Coding region: 143-1057 (304 amino acids)
Source: RefSeq, a predicted model, not a curated record
CCGGAACAAGUCAAGCCCCCGCCACGUGUUUGGAUAAUUUUGGUCGGUAAUUACUGCCGGCGUUCGUCCACUUCCCGUAUGUCAACGGCAAGCAACCCGAGAAAGACGAAGAACUGAAAGGCUUCUGGUUAGCUCACAAGGCAUGGACUUCUGGAACAAAGCUCGAAGCUUAGCUGAGGAAGCCGCCAAGCGAUCGCAGGACCUCUCCUUCGGCACUUCCACAUUCUCGCAUAUUGUCGUCGAGACCACCAAGCGCUCCAAGGAAAUUGUCUCUGAAGCUUCCAAGCGAGCCGAUCAAAUUCGAAUUGAAGCCUUGAAGCGAGCCGACCACUUCAAACACUUGGCCCAGGGGAUUCAUCCUCCUGGCGGCGGGCUGGCGGAAUCCUAUGAAGUCAGUUGCACUCAAGAGAAGGAGCUGGAGAGGUUCGGUAUCACCGAAGAACUGAGGGAGUUCGUGAAAGGGAUCACUCCAAGCACGUUUCGAGAUUUCCCUCUCGAAGAUGACACGUACCUUUCUGAUGUUCCUGCGGUUUCUAAUGUUAGGAAGGAUCUUACUGAGUGGCAGGAAAAACAUGCCAAUCUUGUUCUAUCUACUGUCAAGGAGAUUUCAAAGUUAAGGUAUGAGCUGUGCCCACGUGUCAUGAAAGAGAGGAAGUUUUGGAGAAUAUAUUUUAUACUUAUGAACAGCCAUAUUUCCCCCUAUGAGAAGAGGUACAUGGAGGAUGCUAAGCUAGAAUCAUCUGAGCAAGCGGAAGAUAGGGAAGCAAUUGAGCCACGAGAAAAAGAAGUAAAAGAUAGGGAAGCAAUCAAACCCCCAGAAGAGCAAGUAAAAAUUGAGAAAGUGAUUGAACCACCAGAAGCUGGACGGACCUCCCUUCAGGAAGAGCUGGAAGUUAAAAAGGAGAGCAGAACUUCAUCAGCUGAGCAAGAUUUAGACGAGUUUCUUCUGGGAGAUGUGGGGGAAAUCGAUGAUGACCCAGAUGAUGGUAAUGGGGACUUCGAUGAUGAUUUGGAUAAACUGGUGGAUACCUCGGAUGAUGAGAAAGGGGAAUCAUAGAUGUUGAUAGAGAAUAGCUGGCUUCGUAAAUUUGGGUGUAUCAUACCGGAGCAUGUUCAUGAUAAACUGGUGCGUCGGUUAAUGUCAUGAUAUCAACAUAUGUUCUUGGAAGGCCAGUUUUGUCCCUUUAUUCUGCGGUGUUAGAAGUUUCAGGGCAGAACAGAAGGUUAUUGGGACUGUUGUUGUAAAUAAUACUUGGUUAUUUAGUUUAGUGUUUAAUUAUGUUAAAUAGCUUCUAUAUAUUUUCUCUCAACACACGAAGGAAGCAUAUUGCCGAAUAGGCUAUCUUUCUCCGGAAUUAUUCUUUGGAUGGAAUGGGUGAAUGUUAGAAGCGAGCAUUA